This is a messenger RNA of Pelobates cultripes (western spadefoot toad), 29223 nucleotides long. The record is from the annotation of a GenBank genome assembly. Lineage: Eukaryota; Metazoa; Chordata; Amphibia; Anura; Pelobatidae.
GUCUGGAGAAGGACACACUUGUUCUGUGUUGAGGUGACUUGCAUUCCCCUCUCCAUCCCAGGUGAGUGCAGUGACUGUGAGCGAGGCUGCUGUAUGUAAGUGAGAUGUGAAUUUAAUUUGGCAACACCUAUGGACCACUUUAAUGUCCCUAUCCUAUUAAGAGUUGGCAGGACAAAUUAGAAAGAAUAGAUUGUCUUCUAAUUAACCAAAUAGAUUGAUAUAAUUCAGAAAGGACACAUAAUAGUUUGAAUUAUCACUCACCUGUCCUGUUCUUUUUCUUUAUAAAUAUAUGUUUGUGUCUGCGUGUAAAUAUAAUCUAAAAUGCUACAAUUAUACAUUUGUACAAGUAUACAUAUUAUACAUGUAUAAACCAGAGAGAGAGUGUGUGUGUGUGUGUGUGUAUGUGUGUGUGUAUUUAUUAUAUAUUAUAUAUUAUCGAUUUCAAAAUUGUAUAUUGCUGUUAAUGUUUAAUUUGUUGCAUUAUAUAGUGUAUUUCACCUAUUCACUAUUAUUGCAAUUUAUGAAUUUUGGGAUAAAGGAGAAAAAUAGGCAAUUAUUUUAUCCCAUGUCACAGGUUGUAUAAUACUCUACCGGUGGUUUGAGUCUUCCCUGCAAUCCUGUGAACGCUGGCUGCUCAGGGGUUAAUGUAUUUACCCUAGGCUGAAGACGCUCACACACUUGUUCCACAGAACGUUCUAUUUCUAUUUCACAAUUAUAAUAAAGAUAGAUUCAUCUCCAGCUGUCCUUUGACAGCAAAAGGUCUAUAAAGUGAGAUAGAAUGAUAUAUUAAAGAACAAUUAAAUAUUACUCCAAGUCGGGUGCUUUUGGGUUAUAUUAGGCAGAGUGCAGCACAAAAGGCAGAUAAUUUUAAUUUAUAUGCAGAUCCAUUAAGCUUUUAAAAUGUUUUCUUUUUUUCUGAGUGUGAUUGUAUUUUGGGGAUUGCAUGGAUGGAUAACCACGAAUGAGCAAAUUAUUACUACAGGGAUGACAAUUUCGAACAGCCACCGAAUCAAUACUGUUUGGAGUUGUUAAACAGAUAGCGAUUUGUUAUUUACAUAUACCUGCUUGUUGUCAAGUAUCUAGUUAGGAAAAUGCCUGCUUGGGUACAGAUCAUAAUCCACCAUUGAUUAAUUAAAGUGGAAGUAGUUUCCCCAAAGCACUCACCAAAGAUCAAAUCUCAGCCUAGAAAUGAUCGCUGGAAAUGCACAUUCAGACCUCUGUAGGUAAUACUGGAUGUGAUUCUCUUACACAUGGAGAUUGUAUUUUUUUUAAAAAUUUAAAAAAAAACUUCCAUUUUAAUUGUGGAUCUGACAGCUAUUACUGCAGAUUCUUAAAUAGAAUCACUUAGAACGAUCGAGUGAAAAGAAAUGUGUCUGCCAAUGUAUUUUCUUUAAAUGUAUGGGUAUUUAUAUUUAUUUAAUAAAUGUUUAUUAAACAGGCAUAGCUAUUUACUAUAUUUGACAUAUGUGUCACCCUACAUAUAUAUGAAAACCGAAAGAUGGACAGAUCAGACAAACAGACAGAUAGGAGACAGACAGACAGGAGAUAGAUAGAUAGAUAGAUAGAUAGAUAGAUAGAUAGAUAGAUAGAUAGAUAGAUAGAUAGAUAGAUUGAUUUGCUUAUAUUUCUAUGUGUGUUGUAAUAAAGGAGUAUUUCCUGUGUUUUACUAUAAUUGGAGCCCUUGUAAUGUAUGAUUAAAUUAUAUCAUAAUAUUCUUUCUGAUCUCUGUUUCCAGCCCAUUGUCUGUGACAACCUGUGUUCCCCCAUUGUGCAGGCCUUGGCUGAUCUUACAUUGUCCAUACUAGAAAUGUGAAGCUGCAUGGUCUGUGUGCAGGAUCAUUAUAUAGUUGGUGUCUUUGUAUAUUGGCACAGAAAUUACUUCAAUCCCUGUCUGGUCUCCUGUGUAGUUUGCACAGACCCAAAGCAGCAUGUCUAAUGCUCAAUUCCUUGGUGGUUCGGGGACAUUAAUUAGUUGUUUAAUGGGAGUAUGACUAAAAAUGUAAAAGAAGGAUUAGAAGCGUGAAACGUAUGUCCAGCUUGUUCCUCACACUCCAGGAAGGGGUGGAAAUCAGGCUGGCUCUUCCCUUUCUUUCUAGGCCAUUUCCAUUGCUGCCAGCUGCUUACUUCAGCUGCAUGUUGUAGUGGGAGCACACUGUUAAAUUCAGUAUUACUGAUCAGUACAUAGAGAACUCCAUACCUCAAUAGCUCUCUGACACUGAACGUUAUAACUGUACUGUCAUGGUGAGCUUACCCGAUAUCUAAUGAUCAGCACUGCUUAACUAACAAUUACACUGACUGCUAGCCUUAAACAAACCUGCAUACCCCAUCCAAUAUGUAUGUAUACUGGCGAGUCUCCACCACUGCCCAACAUCUUCACCAACUAGUGCCCUCCAUACCUCAUGCAAGAUAUAUUUACACUGACCAGUGCCCACCACUGCCCAACAUCUACACCAUCUACUGCCCGCCAUACCUCAUCCAAUAUGUAUGUAUACUGACCAGUGCCCACUACUGUCCAACAUCUCCACCAACUAGUGCCCGCCAUUCCUCAUCCAAUAUGUAUUUGCACUGACCAGUGCCCACCACUGCCCAACAUCUACACCAACUAGUGCUUGCCAUACCUCAUCCAAUAUCUAUUUUCAUUGGCUAGUGCCCUCCAUACUUCACCCAAUAUCAGUUCACAUUGACUAGUGCCAUCCAUUCCUUGAGUAAUGUAUACUUUGGAUACUUUUGUUUGCCAUAUCUCCAGCACUGAUUGGAUAGUAUCACUAGUGUCCUGCAGGCCUUAAACGACUUACAAUGACUGUGACUUGUAUUCCUGUACUGUGUUCCAUGUUAAUGUGGACUAAUAGAACUGACCAGUGUUUAUAAUAUAUUCUAGUUUUAAUGAAACACCCACUUAUUACUGAAAUAGAAUUUUUGUUAUUAUUAGUAUUGUUAUUAUUAGCACCUAUAUAUUGAUAAUAAUAACAACUUGGAAUUUCAUUUUUUUUUUAUUAUAUUAUUUAUAAACUCUGGUCAGUUCUUUUUGUCCACUUUGCCUGAGGAAUGGACCUCAGAAUAGGGAUAAAGGCCACAGUCAGUAUGAAUAUUAUUUUCUAUCUUUAUUAUUAUGAUUAUUAUUAUUCAUACUACACUGGCCCUUUUGACUUCUUAUUUAUUUAUUUAUUACUGGUAUUCAUAAAGCACCAACAGAUUCCGCAGUGCUGUACAAUUAGUGGAAAAAGUACAAUAUACCACCUCUUCUAACUAACAUUAUUUUGUCUGCCAAUCACUUGCCAUUAUAUGUCCCCACUGUAUAUAUGUUGGUGCUAUAUAAUAUAUAUUCUUUUAUAAAACUAAUCAGAAUUUACACUAUGGCAUGGUGUCCUUAUAUAGCAAUAUAGUUGGUAAUAAAGUUGGUGUUAGGAAAACACAAACUCAUUAAAACACACAUUUUUUAACAUGAUGUACAGCUUUAUAUCUAUUAAUCUCCAUUGACGUGGGGCAGUCUGUGGACAGCAAUUUUCCAACAUGUAACAUCUAACAGUAACCCUAACUCCAACCCUAGGCUUAGUUUUCACCCUAAUCCCCCUAAUCCUUGACAAUAAUUCCUUAACAUGUAACUAUUCCCUGACAUUAACUCUAAUACUCCACCCAAAAACCUUUCUACAUAGGUAUGCCCAUUCUACUGCCAACCUACAGAAUAUGCCAGUUUGCUUUAAAUGCCCUACUCUCUGCCCCCUAAACAAUGAAUUGGAGAAAUAUGGCAUUUGCAAGUUUCCAAUUUUAAAUUAUCAAUAGAACUUUAGCUAAAUUGAGUGUCCAUCAUCAUGCCUGAUUUUAGCAAAUACCAUUUUAAAUUGACCAACUCACAAUGAUUCACUUUUUGGUGUGCAAUCUUUUUGAUUCACUUUUUUGUGUGCAAUAUGUCAGACUAACCAGAUAUGUACUACAAUAUCUAAACAAUAGCCUACCCCUUUCACUCUAUUUGGGGCUUAUUUGUCUUCUCUUAGAGCCUCCCUAAGUUAAAAUGGUAAUCCAGUUGAUGGUUUAAAUCCAUUUGUCUGGGGCAGCUGUAUCUCCCUUGCAGAGCAGACCUGCUUUAAUUUAAGUUCUGGACUUUCUUCAUAGAUGGAUCAGUCUGAUAUGGAACUAUUGUGGAGUUUUUCUCUAACAGUACAAGUAAGCCAAACACAUGCAUGACACUUCCUAAAAGGGCAUUUUACCAUGUUAAUAUUGUGUCUGUUCUCAGGAUGUGUCUCUCACAUUCUCUACUCACUGAUCAAUAAACCUUAGCCAGUUUGGGUUGGCACAAAAAGUCCAGUAACCCUAUAUAUUAAGAGCUCAUCUCAUUUAGCAAAACGAAAACACAGCAGCAGCUUUUCCAGCAAUAAGACAAGGAAUACAAACUAGCAUUCACAGAGCAGCCACCCCCACUAGGUCAUCUGCAUUUCCAUUCAGUUUUACAUCUGGAAAGAGAAAAAAAAAAAGGGAAAUAAAUUAUGCAAUAUAGAUCAUUUCAAGAAUACUGUGACUUUAAAAUCUGCUUUUAUAUAAAAAUGAAAUACUUUAUGUUUGUUUCAGAAAUGUGUUUGCUUAGUGCUUCCAAAGUGCAAUAUCCCUGUAUAUGUUGAAUACAUAAUUGGUGUAAGUGUAUUUUGUGGGGUACUUAUGUCAGCCUAUAUUUGGGACCUUUGCAGGGCUCCUGAUAGUGUCCCAAACCCAUACCUGUAGCACCUGCUAAGUAUUCUGACAUGGAGUACUUACCUGGAGGUCUCCAGUGCCCUGUUAUGGGGUUUCAAUACAUUGCACAGACAAUAUCAACAGAUAUAGAAUUCCACUAUGAUAGUACAUUUACUGCUGUUUCCCAAAAUAAUAUGUAUUUACCCCAAACAUUCAACGUUUAAUAAUAUCCUCAGUUGAUAGGAAAUGUGAAAUCCUGUAAUCAAUGCCUAAUAAGAUUACAUGAGGAAUGGGUUGAGAAUUAUUGAUGUAUCUCUACUUAAUACAUUCCCCCAGUGUGAGCAGACAAGGAGCCCACUGUUAGAAUGGACAUAUCUGUCUCUGUGACUUGACAAGCAGUGACCAGGACCUCUAGGCUAAAUUGUUGAUUAAUUCAUGUUGAUAUUAGACCUGCAUCAAUGUAUGCAAACAUAUACUGCCAGUAUACACAACCAGUAUAUAUAUAUAUACACAGAUAGCAUAGACAGACUCAGAAACCUGUUGAUCAUUAUACAUAGCUACAGCCUGAUAUUAAGUCAUAUUCAGAAAUAAAUACAAACUGAUAUUUCUAUCCACAUAGCAAUGACAGUGAUGAGUCUAUGGGAAAAGAGAGGAAGAGAACAAGAAAAAAAAGAUUGAAAUUAAGAAAGAAAGAAGGGGGGAGAGAGAUAGCAGAUUUUGUUUGUCUUGUCUGUGUGUGUCUGUGUUUCUGUCUUUCUGUCUAUCUGUGUCGGUCUGUUGCUACUGAGACAUUCCUGAGAUAGCUGCAGAUCAAUCAGAUAUCUAUACUGCAACUGCCUUAGUACAGGAGUCUAGUACAUGUACAUACAGAGCUGGCUGUAAUGUACAGCAUUUACUAUUAAAACGUGCAAUACUUGUAUUUAUACUAUAACAGUAAUAAUGAAUGAUUCUUUUUACACAAGCCGUGUAAUGUCCUGAGGAACCAUUGCUAUUUCCUAUUCGUAUCAAGGCAAAAAAUGUAUAUGUAUUAAAAUAAACUAACGAUUUUUAAUCCCUAUACCACAUAUCGAUAUAUCGAUAUGGCAUAUAUUAAAAGCUUUACACGAACACGCGAACAAUAUAAUUUUAAGAACUUUUAUAGGAAAAUUACUUUCUAGGUCACUAAGUAUGCUUUAAAUUAAAAUCAAAUACUACACUAUUCACUAAGGGUCCCAUUAAAAAACAUUUAGCGCUUUACAUAAGACGAAACACAUAUUAAUAUAUGUAUAUAUGUGUGUAUAUCUAUACACACAGACACGCUGACAUUUGAACAGUUAAAAGACAUAAGUAUUUAAAAUUGUUUGAAUAAUUUUGAAAUUAUUUAAAAUUCUAUGUAUAUUAGCACACACAUAUAUAUAACAUAUAUAUAUAUAGCCUAACGUUUAUAUAUUUACUUUUAAUCACUAAAUUAAAUAUUUGCAAAUGUGUGUCUGAUUGUAAAUGUCUGUGUCUGAAAGUUUCCAAAAUGAUUUAUUAAUGUAUAUAUCACAUGGAUAUAAUUUUAGAUCAUUUUCAGAUUAAUCGUUGAACGUUGUAACUGGACAUUUACAUUCCCAAUACUGGGAUACAAUGUUAUCCAGUCUGUAACUACCUGUAACAUAUAUUUAAGGAAUUGUAAAUUUAAAAAACAAUAUCGAACUGUAUGUGCUGAACUGAUUGAAGUCCUUUAACUGUGUGUUUGCUGGAGAAACCCCUUAAUGAGGUACACCAAUAAUUUGGAUCUUAUGCUCUUUUACAUUAGAAAUAAAUGUGGGCUAAAAGGAAAUGUUUUAUUUCUCCAUACUGAAAAAGGACCCUCAGGGAGACUUUACCCCAUUCAUUCAUACAGUCUGUCUGCAACACAUUUCAACCUACCCUUGUAAAGAGACUAAUCACUGACCUCAGGUGAACCUGUUGGCUGUAUUUACAGUAAAGGAAAUUCUACACUUAGACUGGCUUUGGGGCUUGUUCUUUACCAUUAUAUGUGUAGUGUAUGUGGGUGUGAAACAGGCCAAGACUGACACACACAAAGUCCUAUUAACAUGACCCCAAACCUCACAGAGGGUCAAGUUCACUACUGAGUGCUCUUCAUUAGUCAUGGUUACAUAGGAAAUACUACACCUAUAUGGUGAUCAUCUCACCUGGGCAUGAUGGAUAGAUAUAUAGAUAGAUAGAUAGAGAGAGAGAGCAAAUUAGAAUAACACUAUACACUAUACAACUCCACUAUACAACCAAGCUGCAGAUAGCUCGGCGUUUUGGUCUAACUUUUUGAUGUUAGCAUAAUUUACUGCUUAGUGGACAGACCGUAUGGUUUAAUCACUACACAAUAUUUCUAAUAACUGAUAUGUACAAUUAUAACUGUGUGUUUGGGUCAGUCUCUAUACUGAGAGAGAGACACAGCAGCUAAAUGCUGUUUUAUUAUUAUAGUUAAUUAGUCUUCCAAUGUUGCUCCAAGCAAGCCAUCACUCUUCCCCUGAAUAGACUGUACAUUGAUGGUCUCAUUAGAUAUUACAGGGGGCCUGCAUCCUUUUCAUUAUGUUGCUAAUCCCAUAUCACAUCUUGCCUUAUUAACAUUGUCUGUGUUUUUACUUUCCCAUUCUCUCUCCCCCUCUCCUUAAUCUGACUUUAUCGCGAUGUAUAUCCAUUUUCUCUGUCUGUGUCCUGACCCUGUGAUCACUUUCUUUCUCUCUCUCUUUCUCUGUCUAUCCCUCCCUCUGUUUCUGUGUGUCCCCUGACCCUCUCCUCCCCUCCUGCUCUCUGCUGACUGAGUUUGGUGGAAUCUCUGCUGACGUCACACCAUUCCCCCUGCAGAAAGAGAGAGGCAGACGCAGCCAGGGAGAGAGACCCAUGUACAGACCCCUCACACCUCACUGCCUGCUCGGGGACCCCCACACAGGAGCUUUGGACCUUGCUUUUUGGCUUGUUUACCUGUGGAUUCUCAUGUUCUGAUGCGCGCUUGUUUCUGGGGCCACAUCCAGCUUUGCAUCCAGGAUUUCUUCUCUGGAAGGAAGCAACAGCAGAGCCCAUCUGCCAUCCCAGUGGGUAAUAACUGGUAAGUCCAAGCCCUGCUGCCCCCCAUCUCCCAGGUGUGUGAUCGGGCAAGGCUAAGGCGCUGCUCCACCUGUGCCUUCAUUUUACAUGAUUUCUUAUGGCCAUGUUUACUUUCACUUCUAACUGUCCCUGCUGUGUGCCAUUAAACUCAGUGCAGUAUCACAUGGAUGGGCAGCCUGGGGCAUCUAUAGUAACUUCACACCAUGACCACUGAUAACUGCCACACACAAACCUUUCAUAUACACAAAAUAAUGCAGGAUUCUGAAUAAACCACAGGUCGAGUUACCACUAUAGGUGGCUUAUCUGUAGGCCAUUGCUUUCAGAAGAUAGGCCUCCUUAUAUGUAAAUAUCUAUAAUCCUACACUCACACACAGGCUGUAUAAUUAUACAUACAUGUAUGUUUAUUUGUGUAUUAAUAUAGUAUAAUAAUAAUAAUUAUAUAUAUAUAUAUAUAUAUAUAUAUAUAUAUAUAUAUAUUGUUUUUUUAAAUGUAUAAAAAAAUUGUUAGUGAUAAUUACUACAAAAUAUAACGCUAUAUCUUCAUCCAACCAUAUGGCAAAUGUAACUAUUGGACUGCUGCAUAUCUCUACAUAUUAUUGUCAUAAUAAUUAUAAUAAUGCUUAUGAUUAUUAUUUGCAUCUUCCUCGUUUUGUUUUGCUUUUUAACUUUUUAUUAUGGAUGGCAAUAUUCUUCGAAACCGUCCACGAGUUUUUGCUCCCUUUUUUAAUUUAUUUUUUAUUUAUUUUUUAUUUUUGCCUCUAUUGCUUUACUAAGAAAUGAGUAUAAAAUAAAUAUUAGGAGGAAUUAGUGCUUAUCGUAUUUUAUGUUGUUUCUUUUUAUGUAAGACCUGCAGAGUGUGCUACGUAGUGGCUAUUAGCUCAGAUGUGUUAGGAUGUCAGGCAAGUUUGGUAACAGAGACAAAUUCAAUCCAGAUGGUUUCAGAUCUGAAGAGAAUUUCACACGAUAUUGAUAUGUGUGAAAUAUUGCUAAAUGUGCCCCAGACAUACAAUUACAUAUCACUAUUUUUUAAUGUCGCUGCCCCCUUGGCUCAUAAGUGGAGAUCUUAAACCAUAAUGUAAGUGGCUGUAUUAGUUAUUCCAAAUACUCCAAAGACCAUAGACAGAAAAUGUAAGUUCAGACAGUGAGAGAUACAGGAUGAACUCCUUUGAUUUCAAGCAACAUAGCAGCAGGAACUGAAACAGCAAUUUCUGUAAUUAUGGUACAAACAUGAAAGCUUCCCUUUAAAUCUGUAAGCAGAAAGAAAGGGCUAGUAGCAGACUCUGCUGACAAGCUGGUGGGUCCAAUAUUUUCCAGAAGUGUUUAUAUCACAGUUCCAUUGUACUGUAAAUAGGGCAGGAGGUCUUGUUACUGUGAUUGGGUAUAACUGCAGUCUAGUCUAACAUCUUGUGAAAGAGAAAUUCUCACACGUUCAAACGUGACAUACUAGACUUCAUGGGCUAAAAACAAGUGAGUUUACUAUGUAGCCAUAAAAUUUGGAAAGGGGUAGCAUAUCUCAAAAUCUGAUACUUUCAAAAGCAUUAAAAAUAAGAUGUUACAAACUACUGUAGCUCAAAGCACAAAUAUAAUACUUUGUCAUUUUGUUUUACCAUGUUGAUCAUUAUAGCAUGUUGUAUAUAUAUAUAUUUAAAAUAUAUAUAUUUUUGUAUAUUUAUCAACAUGCUAAAACAAAAUUACAAAGUGUCAUAAAUAUAUACAUAUCUAUCUAUUUAAGUCUAGAAGUCCAGAUGUCGAAAUAAUAUAAUUAUAUUACAGUAUGCAGUGAUACUUUUUUAUUGGUAUAUAUAUAUUUUUUUUUCUUUGUUUAUAUAUAUAUAUAUAUAUAUAUAUAUAUAGAUGUAUAUAUAACAAAUAUAUUAUAUAUAAUAUAAUAUAUAUAUAUAUAAAUAAAAAAAAUAAUAUUUAUAGAUUUAUUUUUCCAUAUGUGCGUUUUGUAAAGUAAAUACCUAAAAAUAUGUUAGUUGAGCGAUACUCUGCUAUUUUGGUUGGUUUUUUUGUGUUUGUUUUUUUUCAAAUUUUAUUUAUCAUAUUUGUUUUUUUAUACGUACAUGCUAAUAAUUUCAUUGUAGGCUACAAAUUAGCUUCCAUAAGAGAAUAUAUGUACAAUCAUCCAUACAUUUUUGAAAUUAUAUUAUUGUAUCAUUUAAGUUGACUUAGUGUUUUUUUUUUGUUUUGUGCUUUGCAUUUAUUAAUCUUACAUUUUCUGCUGAAGGAACUGUAACAGUAUUAAAAAAAAACUAAAAUAAUAAAUACAAAUUUAAAAAAAAGUGAUUAUCUAAUAAUUAAAAUAAAUUGAGAUACAAAAAACGAAAAGCAAUAUAUGCCUAUAGUAAGGAUUCUUUAUAGUGCUAUCAUUGUAAUAAUUGGACUAUGGGUCUGGGUCAAAAAAACAGCAUCAAUUCAGACGUCAACUAAUCAUUCACCCAGUGCAGACAUUAAAAGAAAAAGAUUAGCAGAUGAUGACAUGCAAAUUUCUACUGAAAUUAUCAUAAGUAAACAUUCCAAUCCUGGACUAAUAAAAUCCCAUCUGUGUUACUUCAUAUCGAGUUAGUAGAGAGCUGUGAUAAUGAAUUUUGUAAUAUCUCACGAACAGACAUCUCAAUCAGACACUAAUCCUAUGAUUUUACUGCAGAAUCACUCAGAUCUGGGGCAGCCAAACGUCUGCUCCCUGGCACAGACCUAGAGAGAAAAAAAAAAAGAUUUAAAAAAAAAGAAAUAAACAAAAAAAAGUUUAAAAAACAUUAUAUACAGGAUGAGUACUGGGUUGGGGUGGAAAUGAAAACGUCCUGGAGUUGUUAUUACCCAAGGGAAUGAACUACACACCAAUGGACCAUACACUUGGUUUAGUCACUUAAAGUUGUCACAUCACAAUUACUAGACUGCACAAUUAUUGGCUUCAUCUUAAUUAAGCUAAAUCAACAGCACAGUAAACAGCCAGAGGAAGCUGGGAUCUCUCCUCGAUUUAUUUAUAAUCAGUGCUAUUGCAGGGCCAUGCAUUUUAAGACAAGACUGAAUCUUUUCACUAAAAAGGCAGUUGUGAUGAAUGAUGUCAAAACAAAUUCAGGCUACAUUGUUUGACUUUAUCAAAAAGUGGAGUUUGUAUUUCUCAUUUGUUUUGAUUUGCCCUGAAUUUUGCAAAUCGGUUCUCAUCUCAGCACAACUCAUAUUUAGUUAUAAAACUGUUUGUCUGUGUCUGUAUGUUUUGCGUUGUGUAUGUGAGUGUUUGUCUGUGAUUGUGCCUGUGAGUGUUCUGUGUUUCUGUGCUGUUAUGUGUGUUUGUGUGGGUAUACAUAUGUGUGUGUGUGUGUGUGUGUGUGCUUGACUAAUGAUAGAUUUGGGGAGCUGUAAUUUUCAUGCUCAGACAAUGAUUAGCGUGGAGUUUCAAUCACCUUUUACAGGCCGAUAUCUCGAAGAGGUGAAACCUCAUUAAUUAAAAUCUAAUUUAACAAAUGACUCAAUGAGUAGUGAAAUUUAUAGCACUUUCUAUAAUUAGCUGAUGUUUUCCUAGAAGGAAAUUACAUUAAUUAAUGAUGAGCUGCGCUCAGGAAAAACACAUAGAGUUGCAGAAAAAAUGUGUAUAAUAGCAGAAUGAUAAUCACGAUUACUGUCAUUUUAACUGGGUUUUUUUUUUAUCAGCAAACUGCCUGACAACGAAAUAAUGAAUUAAUCACUAGCCCUAUAGAUAUAGAUCGAAUGAUAAGUAAUAUUGUCAUUUUUAUUAUAUGAUAUGUAAUAUGUUUAUCGUUUUACUGACUAUUAUUAUUAUUAUUAUUUUAUUAUUUAUGUAGCGCCAUCACAUUCCGUAGCGCUGUACAUUGGGUGGGCUAACAGACAUGUCAUUUUAACCAGACAAUUGGACGUACAGGAACAGAGAGGUUGAGGGCCCUGCUCAAUGAGCUUACAUUCUAGAUUAUAAUGGAUAGAUAGAUAGAUAGAUAGAUAGAUGCUGAGAUAUAGGUAUAUAAAUAUAUAUGUAAUUUAUUUUCUCAUAACUUUUUAUGGAUCACUUGCUUAAGGUAAAUAUAUAUAGUGUACUGUAAGCCUAAAAAAAAUUUUUUUUUUGAAUUUUAUAUUUAUUGUAAACUGACAAUAAUUCAUAUAAAUUCAUAUUAUACUAUACUUGAACUGAUGAGUCAAUAUGAGUCAAACUAUGUACUCUCGUUGACUCUUAUCAUUUUGUUAUAUUUUGUUACCAGGAAAGAUACAUGCUGAUCUUUAUUUGAUGUGAGUGGAUGUUUAUGUCUCUGCUUUGUAUAUUACAACAUUCUAUUCGUUUAGAAUUCUCAAUGUUCUUGUUUGUUCCUCAUUGCAGAUAACUGGAAUACAGAGCGGUAUGGAGACUAACUGUCGCAAGCUGGUUGCAGCCUCCUGUGUUCAAUUAGGUAAGCACAGUUCCCCAUUCUAUUGAUAUUAAGGGCUUGACUCAUGGGACUGGGAUCUGGUGAAUCAGAGUUUCUGUCCCUGGGAACCUGGACAGUCAGCGUUGUGUAAACCCUUCUGUGCUGCAUGGAGCCUUUAUAUCACCCUUACUAAUGAUUUGCACUGUCGAAUCAUUUCGCUGAAUAUUAACAACUUGACAAAAAUCUAUAUCGUAAAAAAAUUGUAGGAGGUUUACUAUUUCCUUUUUUUUGUUUAUAUUUUUGUAAUACAAUUAUCAUUCAAUACAAACAAUUUUAGGAACAAACACAAUUCUAUAAUUUCUUUAAAAUAAGUAACCCUAAAAGGAUUUGGGCAUAUCCAAUUAACGUUUGGGGAAUGCUAUUCACUAAUCAGCGAUGAUCAAAAUGUAGGCUAAAAUAGCUAAUUGCAGAAACCAAAUCUUAAUUCAGAGCAGAUAGAGAUCUUUUUCAAACUCUGUUAUUAUGGUCUUAAUAGUUUAAGGUAAUUGCUCAUAACUCGCUGUUUACUGAAUAGAAACCAUUAAUGUAAGCCUCAUAUCUAAAUAUCCUAUUUGGAUUUGUAUUGAAGAGAUACUCAAAUGGAACGUCACUAUAGGCUGCAACAACUAAAGAGGAUUUUUCUGGUGGGGGGCCCAGGGUAGUACGAAGAGGAGACUAUAUGGCAAAUAAUUUCAUAGUGGGUUAAAUAUCUUUACACAGAUAAUAAAAUAUAUUCAUAUAUUUAGACAGAGAUGUGCACCUACUAAGUUGUUUUUUUUACUAGAUAUUUAUUUGUGAUGAGUCCCACUAAAUGUAGUCCAUAAUAAUAAUACACAUCUUUUAUUGUCUCAAAUAGGGGGAGGGGAGGGGGGGAUUUAUAACCAACUGGACUAAUUUAACAUUCAGUUCUCAGAUGACCAUAACUCAAUCUUUAUGGAAUAAACACUAAGACAGAGACAGACAAGGAGGAAAACCUUUAGGAAAAUAAUAUCACAACUGUAAGUUUUAAAAUGUUGAUACAUUUGUCAGAAGAAUUACACACUGAAGAGGGCCUGCACUCUUACCUGAUUUUUUAAAAUGUAUUUUAAUAUAUUUUUACUGACCACAUUAUUAAUUAUUGUUAUUUCUAUAGUUUUUUGUCAAUAAUAACUUGAUGGUUAUUUUAUUUAUUUAUUUUAAUUUAAAUUUUUGAAGUCAGAGAGGAUUUUGAUGAUUUUAUAUGGUCCUCGAGCGCCCUCUGCUGCCAGACAAAUGCUAUAACUCGUUAUAAACUUGUCUAUUUUGCAGCUAAAAUAUAUCCUGCAUUGUGUUCUACAGGUUGCCCACUGUGGCCCAUUUCUCUUUUGUUCAUUUCACCAAGGUUGCCGUUGCUGAAUUAAUCAAUCAUAUAUCCUGACAGCAGAAUAAUCCUUAUCAAAAUCUGUAUUAGGAUGUUAGUAGUUUGGUUUAAGAAUGACGUCACUGUAGGAUGUGUGUAAUUGUUUAUGGUCUCGGGGUCUGCUUACUAAACAAUGAGUUUUCGCAGUGGGUAAUGUUGGAAAAAUAUCUAAAUUAUUUUAUUUUUCAUUGGUGAUGUUUUACCCUAAUUUUUUUCCAAGUUAAUCCACUGAUAACAAUUCUCUUUUUGUGAACACAUUAAUGGUGAUUAAUCUUCCCUCUGCCAUUUGAGCUAGUCUCGAUGACUGCUUUAAGCCCACUUUCUUUGCAGGAUUUUCUAUAGAACUGAUCAAUAUGUCUGUUAGCAUGUGACAAGGCUGAUGUCACAGUAAAGGGGUGACGAAACCUGCUUGAUUCUCAGUGCUGGAUCCUAUUUAUUGGUAACCAUAAUGAGUUACUGGUAUCAUAUGCUAGUCUGUUCCAGUUAAUGUCUGAUAAACUAAAGAGCCCAUUAUAGAAAUAAAACAUCUGAUCACUGUGUAAAGUCAUAUUUCCAUAAACAGUGAGACACCCAGACUAAAAUGUUAACAGAUUUAAAGCAUUGGAUAUUGUAUUCUUUUUACACAUAUAUGUGUGGAUAGUGUAUUAUAGUUAAACGUAUAUAUAUUAUGUUAUUAGGCCAUAUCUUUAUUACAUUCUGUUUUAUUUUAUUUAUAGAACUAAAUCCUGCAAUGUUUAUGUGUUGUUGUUUUUUUUCCUUUGUAAGUUUAUAUUUUGUCAUAAAUCAUAUUGUUAUUUACACCUAAUUAAACAUGGCUGCAUUUUGUUAUUAGUCUUUGUUAUAAAAAAAAAAAACGGUCCUAUAAUUCCUAAACAUUAGGGAAAGGGGUUACAUAUAUAGUCUACACUAGUGAACAGUAACCCCAGCAGCCAACAUGAUUGCCAACUACAAUUCCAAUGAUGCUCACAUAAUUGUAGAUGUAGAUAAGAAAUUCUAGGUUCCCUGAUUAGUCAUUUACUUAUCUGUCAUCCAUUUAACCCUUUCAUUGAUGUGCCUCCAUGCACUCUAACUGAUACAAAUGUCUUUUCACAUUGUCCAAUAUUUCCAUGGACAGGUGGUCUUAAUCAAAGUGCAUUGCUAUACAGAGAUGCCAUGAUUGCACUUUCAAUAAAUUUAUGGGAGCCCAGCAGGAAAGUCUUAUCAGGCUAAUAUUGUUGAACGUGAGAUUGCAUUAGGCUACAUGACAUGCUGGGUUUGGUUUUUCCAUAUGGGGAAACGAAUGAUGAUUUUCUGAGCUGUACAUUACUGGGAAGGAUUAUUGUAAUUCAUGUAAAAUUUCCUGUGCAUUAAAAGAGUUAAGUUGUCUAGAUUUUGUAAUAAAUGGAAAGAUAUACAUAAAUUACCCAGCAUUUAUAAAACCAAAUUCUACAUUUAGAAAAAAAUUUCGUUUGGGUAAACGUCGAAUUUUAUAUUGUGAAAAUAUGCAGAUAUCAUUAUUAUUAUUAUAUUAUUAUUUUUUAUUUUUAUAUAAUUAUUAUUAUAUUAUUCUUUAAUGCACAUGUUAAGAGCAUGCAUGGAUUAAUAAUGUAUGUAGCUGGUUUAAAUGAUCUUAUAUUCUAUGAUUUAAAUAAACUAUUAUUUUAUUUAUAUAAUCAUACCCUAACCCUCAUUCCACUUAAUCCUGUCUGACAAAGCAAUUUAUUACAUCAUCACCCAAUACGUCUAUUCACUAAACAGUGAAUUGAGUUAAAUUGGCAAUUGAUUCUAUUUUAGACCAAAUAAUUUCGUUAGAAAACAAAUAUCGCAUUUAUUUGAGUUGAUUUUUUUCUAACUCCGCUGCAAAAAAACAAACCAAAAAUAUAUAAACAAAGAAAAAAAAACUGUCAAUUUGUUACAACUCAUUGUUUUGUAAAGAAAAGUGUCUUAUUGAGAGAUAGUUUACUAUUUACCAUUCGUUCUGGUUUUAACUGCCAGUCCACAAUAAUUUGACAAUAAAAAACGCACGUUUUUAGGCUUACAUUAUUAAUAUAUAUUUUUAAAAUUGAAUAAAGUAUAAUGUUAUAGCUUAAGCAAGUCUCUCGAUCAAAGAAGUUAUGAGCUAAGGAAUAAUGUGUGUGUGUGUGUGUGUGUGUGUGUGUGUGUGUGUGUGUGUGUGUGUGUGUGUGUGUGUGUGUGUGUGUGUGUGUGUGUGUGUGUGUACAAAUUAAUUUCCUGCAUUUAUAUAUUACAAAGUAAUGGUGUAUUUGCGUUUAUAUAUAUAUAGUUCUAAACCACAAAAUAUCAUUUUUCUUUGUGAAAUUUCACAAAGCUUUCGAAAAAAAUAAAAAAAUACUAAUAAAAAAUAAAUUAAUAAAAUCGUUCUAAUUAGAAUGAACACCAUAAUGUAUCAGCACAGCCCUGUCUGUAAGUUUCUUAUGAAAGCUGUGUUUUGUUAGGGUAUUUUUUUUCCCUUGCUUCUUCAUAAUAUAUGCAAGAGUUGCUGAAAUAUCUCGGGGGAGCAUGAAAUGUGUAAGUAAAGCGUUUUUUCGUGAGCAGGAAUAUACUAAUGGAACAAUCUGAUGUCUACUUAAUCCUAUGUAGAAAGCAUUGUCUUAUGCCUAAUAUUGACUGAAUUGUAAUUAAUGGCUCUCCAUCUAGGAGAAUAGCCAGUAAUAAUAUAUGGAAGUCAGAGAGACAGCAGACUAGUCCUCCAUCCGAUGCAAUCCAUCUAUUAUGGGAAUACGACUCCCAUCACCAGGAAGCAACUGAUGCUGAUGAACAGCAGCACAAACUACUCAUCUUGUCACAACACACAAUGUGUCUACAAACUCUGCUAGCUAAAAAUCCCAUACAAGUAGCCAAACCAGCUUUAGUGUUAAAGGGGGCUUAAAAAUCAGAAAAUAUAUUAUCACAUAUUUUUGUCGCCUUCUGGUUUAUUUAAAUAUAUCCUCAUAACUCCAUAGCAAAUAUUCAAUUAUACAGAGCAAUGAGAGAAAUGGCAGACAGCCCAAAAGGGCUGCACCUGUAUUUACUUUGUGGGACUCCUUAUAGAACACAGAGAAUUUAGCUGUACCUGUACACAAAGGCCACACACUUUGUAGGUGUGUGUGUGUACCCUGAGCUGAACUGGGGGAAGGGAGUGCAGAGCAGGAUUCAAUGUAUUGUUUUAUUAUUAGUCAGUGUAGGGUUAUAGUCAUUCUAAUAUUAACUGUUAUUUUAGUUAUAACUGUGUUUGGGAGGACAGUUUCAAAAAAGGAUUUCGUGUAAGAAGUACAAUUAUUGUUAAGAAAAUCGAUCAUCGUGUAGAAAUGCCCUGUGUUUUAUUAAGUUAUUUAUUUAUGUCUUUAUUUUUUUACAUGCUCUUUGUGAAAAAAAAUAAAAUAAAUCUGAAUAUGGCGUGCACAGCAAGCACACAAAGAAAUACAAUGAGUGAUAUGGGGUAAUGAAAAAAAAAAAAAGGGGGAAAUCGCAGCAUUGUGUUAGUUUUAAGAAACCGAUUGCAGAAUAUUUUAUUUAACAAAAUAUUACGGGGGAAAAGUGCAUAAAAAUAAUGUUUAUGUUAGAUUACACUAAAAAUGAUAAAUAAUGACAUUAACGUUAUUACAUUGUUUCAAAGCACAUUUUAUAUAUUUGGGAUAGAUGGAUAGAUGGAUAGAUAGAUAGAUAGAUAGAUAGAUAGAUAGAUAGAUAGAUAGAUAGAUAGAUAGAUAGAUAGAUAGAUAGAUAGACAGACAGACAGGUGGAAUGUAUUGUUUAUUUCAAUUACAAUACUUUCAGAAAUAUAAAUAUUGCCAAACACCGAAAUUUUCUUUUCAUUCAUUUGUUACGAUUUCUGGCUCAACAAACAGAGGUUUCAAAUAUCCAGGUAUAUUUGUGUAAAUCCGUGUGUGUGAUUGUGAUUACUGUGUGUAUGUUGACUAAAUGUAUGUGUAUGUAUUCCUCGGGGUGUAUGUGGGAAAGUACCUUUGUGUGUAUGUGUUUGUUUUUUUAUAUUAUCUAUGUCGAUUUUUUUCUAUUUUUGUGUAUAUGUAGGUGUGGGCCUGUGUUCGAGUGUACUUAGGUAGCUGUAGGUAUUCUGACCGAAUAUACAACAAUGCCAGCAAAGUUAAUACCUUUCAAAAGUGUUUUGUAUAAUAUUAAUACGGUUCUAUACUAUGAUUAACACAUUGUGUAUGAAUUUUCUGUAGUUGGUAUUUUCUUGUUUAUAAAAUAUUUUAGCAGAAAGGAUACAUUGAGAGUAUGUCUUGGAGUAAUUAGUUGCUUCACGAAUCUAAUAAUAUUUCAUUGUAUUUCUGAAUCUGUAAAAUCACGUAGUAAAUCAUUAUAUGGUGAAAUCAAAUAGAAAAUCGUGCAUCCCAUCAUACUUUUUACGUUCAUUGCAACAUUUAUUGGCAUUUAAAAACCUACCCAUUCAUGUUUAUGAAGUCAUUUUUUAUAUUUUGAUUUAUUACUCAAUAUAUAAAAUGAAUGAUUAUCAAUACACACACAUUUAAAUAUACAUAUAUAAUUGCUGCAAUAUACAACCACUUUUUCCUACGAAUAAAAUACAUUGUCAUUACAGUAUUGACUGCUGGUCCCAUUAUAAUAAACCGAAUAGUCAUUAAUUGUGAGUGAGCUGUGGCUUUGCUACACUGACAGGCAGGCUGGGAUGUCACCCAUGGCACUAAGUGACAAUAGAAGGUUGUUUGUUUGUUUGUUUUUUUCAUUGUUAAUGUCUAUUCCUAUGGCAUGUGUAAGCCUAAUGCAGAUGCAUGCAGUAAAUCAUACAUGUAACAUGUCACAUCUCAAAUAGGCUCAACGUAAGGGUGCUUCCCUGUGAGAAUAACCGGAUACAUUAAUGGCAGACACCACGAGAGAUCAGCCAGUGCCAUCUAUUGUCUGUACCAGCUAUCUGUUUAUCGUGUGAGUGUGUGUGCGUGUGUGUGUGUGUGUGUGUGUGUGUGUGUGUGUGUCUGUGUCUGUCUGUGUGAGUGUGUGUGUGUGUAGCGUGAAGGCAAAGGAAGUAAUAUUAAAAAGGAGAGGCACCGAGAGAUACAUGAGAAAGAGAAGGAGAGGUAAAUGCGAGAGAGAGAAUUAAGAGGAAAGAAAUGGAAAGGAAUGAAGUGAAAAUAGUGAAAAAUAGAGUGAGGUGGAAAAAAGAAAAUAAGGCUAUUUUAAUACUGAUUCCAGAGUGAUUCCGCAAUAUGUAUGUGUUUAUAUCUAGUUAUAUAUAAGAGAAUGUAAACAUGCACAAAACAGACUUUUAUUUAUGGCAUUUAUAUUGCAACCCUAUGACUUGACUUACAGACAUUCGGCUGCCAUAAUGAAGGUACCCUGUAUUCGGUGUUUGAAUGCUGGAGUAAGUGAUAGCUCACUCAGAGUGCUAGUGACACUGAUUCUGAUGGUAUGUUUCAAGAGAUACAGUUAUUCUCAUAGUAUGUUUUUAGAGAUACAGUGAUUCUGGUGACAUGUUUCUAGAGUCUAGAGAUACAGUGAUUCUAAUGGUAUGUUUCUAGAGAUACAGUUAUUCUUAUAGUAUGUUUUUAGAGAUACAGUGAUUCUGAUGGAUUAUUUUUAGAGAUACAGUGAUUCUGGUGAUAUGUUUCUAGAGAUACAGUGAUUCUAAUGGUAUGUUUCUAGAGAUACAAUUAUUCUCAUAGUAUGUUUCUAGAGAUAGAUACCGUGAUUGUGAUGAUAUGUUUCUAGAGCUACCGUGAUUCUGGGGAUAUGUUUCUAGUAUGUUUCUAGAGAUAUAGUGAUUCUGAUGGUAUGUUUCUAGAGAUACAGUUGCUAGCAGACAUGUAGCUGACCCAGCAUGUGAUGUGGCUCACACGGCCCAGAUGUGUGUGCUGUUAUUGCAGACAGGUUGAGAUUGGGUCAGCUUCACCCAUCAUAUCAAUGCCUAUCAUGUAUUAUUAACUGUGAACUAUAAGAUACAAUAAUUGGGGAUAUUUCCAUUAAACGAAGAGUCGUUGUGAGGUUUAAACCGAAUUGCUAAAUUCCAACAAAAAUUGUCGAAUUUAAGUAUAUAUGCGUAUUUUUAAUUUACUGUUAAUUUAUUAAAAAAAAAAUUUGAACAUUCAUAUUGAAAUCACUAAUGAGUGUACUGUGAUUGCACGAAAUAAGGUGAUGACUCAAUUGGCCCUGGAGCUGUAGUUGAGCUAAGCUGAGGAUAAUAGGUUGAGUGUGAUAGGAGUUUUAAUCCAACGAAAGCCAUAGGGCUAGCACAUCCCCAUCCCUUCAAUCUGGCCAGAUCAUUUUAACAUUCGAUUCAUCACAGAUAUCCUUUAUCCUAUACACCUAGGCUAAUGCUCUUAAAAUAGGAGUGUCAGAUUUCCCAUUUAAUAUCCCCACCGAUCAUACCGCUGUCCGAGGAGCAGAUACAGUUAAUGAACAAAUAGAUUUUACCUUUGAUCCAGAUUCAUAUUGACACAGUUAUGGGUCGUCAACUGCUGUGCAAAAAGAAAGAAGGCAUAAAAUGGUGGAAAUAUUUACUUUACACCAUAUAGUUUAUGAUCUGGUGGGAAUUAGAGGCAAUUCAAUAAGAAAAAGGCUAGGGCCAGUCUAAACCCCUAUUUAAAAGACUUAAGCAAAUUAGAGUCUUAUCAGAUUAAAAAGCACUACAAAUGUAAGAGCAUUGUCUCUAUCGAAACGCUGUGGGGUCUGAGGAAAAGAUUCUGUGCCAGAUUUCAGGGAUAACAACGUACCCGUCUAAACAUCAGAUAAUGAACUGAAUCCAAAUUAAUUGAAGGUAAUUCUAUUUAUGAAUCUGAAGCUGCAAAAUCAUUCACUGCAGAGCAAAAAAAAAGAGAGAGAAUGAGAGAGAGAUAGAUAGAUAGAUAGAUAGAUAGAUAGAUUGAUAGACAGAUAGAUAGAUAGAUAGAUAGAUAGAUAGAUAGAUAGAUAGAUAGAUAGAUAGAUAGACCGAUAUGCAGGUUGGUUUUACUAUUGAUAUUACCUUAGUAUCAUAUUUUUAGGUUUUGGGGGGUUUUUUUGGGGGGGGGGGACAGUAAAUUACAAAUAUCCUGCGAAUUACAUUUAUAUGUUUUAUGGGACUGUCAGAAUUAAUUGUUUGUCUCGCAUGAUGUACAUACAAGGGAUAUAACGUAAAGAAAAAUAUAUGUUGUAUAUAAAAGGUGGAGAAUUCUUCAGCUGGGUUGUACGCAUAAAAUUGUCACAAUCUAUAAAAACUUGGAAGGCUGCCCCUGUCUUGACAUGGAUGUCUAAAUACACAAACUUAAUGUGAAAAAGGUCAGAUACCGAGCUAUCAGGAGAAAAAAUGUUCUUCUGAUUUCGAUGAAUUCUUAACCUGUUUAAUGUCUGUGUUUAUGGGACCUUAAACCUGUCACACGGUCAUAAAUGUUAGGAAACAUCCAUAGGCAUGUUAGGGUAUUAGUGUUUGCCUUAAUAUAGAAAUAUAAAAUUGUAAUAGGAUGUCUAAAAGAUAACAAAUAAAAUAAUCUUAUACUAGUAUAAAUGUCAUACAGCAGCACAGUAUAGUUUUUAAAUCAAUUUUGAAAGCAUUAGUUAUAACAAAUAAAACCACAAGAUAACAGAUUAUAUUUUAUUAGAGGCACAAUAUUCGAUGCUUUCAAAACCUUUCCUUAAAAAAAAAUAAAAAAAAUUAUAUAUAUAUAUAUAUACUAAAAGUCAAUGUACUAAUAAAAAAAUGUCAUAAAGUCUAAUAAGCAAACAAUAGUAAAAAGUAUGAUCUUCGUUGUUCUGUAUUAUUUUAUCGGAGUUCUCUGGCCAUAACCCCUCUCGAAUCUCCCGUUGGAUGAGAGUAUUUUUUGAUAGAUAUUGCAUGGAGAGGACAUACUUCAGGACUUGCCCCUCCAAUUGCCCAUUGGAAGCUAUAAUUACUGCGGCUCCGCCCACCUUCGGCUCGUCACAGAGUAGCGGCCAGAGGCAGCCUGUGAUUGGUCGGAACGCGCGCUGGCGGGGCGUUCUGCUGAGGGGCGGCGGAGAAGGAGCGCCCUAGGGUGACGUCACUAGGCUAGAGAGGACAACUCUCUGGUUUUUAAGAUGUUAGUCAAACAGGGAAGCGGCUGAGCCCAUCGCUGAAUCUCCACUGUGACUUGUGAAAGUCCAGUCCUGUGUUGCUAGACUUAGUGAAUGGGAGCAUUAGCUUUAUUUUUUAUUUUUUUAUUUGAUAAAUCCUGUGUGUGAGCCAAGGAGGAAGUGUCAGGCAACUGGAUACUGACAAGUCUCAGCCUUAUCCCUAAUGCCUACCCCCAGGUCCACCAUGCAUUUCCUGCUAGCUCAGUAGAGGGAUCAUUCUGCAUUCUUCAUCAUUCUUGAUAAAGAGAGACCACUGCCUGUAACAGAGAGGAGGUAUUAGAAAGUCCUAGCAGUAUAAAGACUUCAGUGGACUAAACAGGACUUACAUGUAAGGCUCCUUAAGCCUGCACUUAACAAGUGACUUGCUGACACUAUUUCCCCCUAGCCUCAUUACUCUUGUAGCAUGUUGGACACACAGUGGAACUGAAUUGCUUUGCAAGCUACAGAGGACUUCUCCCCUAUCCUGCCUCUCUUUGUAAUCUCAGCACGUUUUGCAUCUCCCUUGGAUAAUUCUUCUUGGAAGUCUGCUCUGCUAUACAUCAUCAUCGAUGAACUAUAUGAAAGACCCUUUGCAUUUGGAUCAUUUGACCGGGAGUAAACGGGUUACGGCUCCUUCCCACCAUCAUCACCACCAUCACACUCACCAGUCGGUGGCUCUUGUUUCAAUGGCUUCUACCUUGGGGCAGCAGCGCUCAGGGGAGUGUAAGCAGAGACUGGAGGUUCAUACUAUUUCAGACACCUCCAGCCCUGAGGCCACAGGUAAGAGAGAUGGCCCUAAGCAACACCUCACUCACAACUGUCAGAGCCACCUAUACGGCUCUUUUUUUUUACUGUCAGAUGGAGGAGGCAGCCUGCAUUAUCCUCUGAGAGAAAUCUGCACUACAUUGUCAGAGCAGCUUGCAUUACACACUCUGCAGCCUGCAUGAGACACUGUGUGCAGCCUGUAUUACCCACUCAGAACAGCUUGCAUUACACAGUGUGCAGCCUGCAUUACACUUUGUCUGCAACAUGCAUUAAACCCUGUCUGUAGCAUGCAUGAUACAUUCUGCAGGCUGCAUUAUGUACUGUGCGCAGCCUGCAUGGCACACUGUGAGCAGCCUGAAUGAGACACUGCAAGCAGCCUGCAUUAUACAAUUUAAAUGUCCCUGCAUAGGGAAGCUUUCCUGAAAUAUAUUAAACUUGCAUCUCACCUUGAGCACCUUGUACAAACUUACCAGUGAACAAAUGAAAACAGCACAAAUGAAUGUGACUUAUAUGUAUUAUAUGGAAGGCCGAAUGCAAAUAUUAGUAACUGUGUGCUUUUAUUUUUAAACUGCGUGCAUAAUCAGUUAUAGUGCUGUGUUUGUAUAAUCUGCAAUCAUAAUGUCAUUCUGAACUACACUAGAUAAAUACACUACGCAUAUCGUGGAUAACAAACAAAAAUAAAUAAUAGAAAAUGCUUUACUUUUACAACUUUAAACAUAUCUCGCUAUUAAUUCGUCUAUGUCCAAUCAUCUUACACAGAUUACACAGUUCCGCAUGUAUAACAAGUGUCAGAGAAGUGUUAUGUUUCAACCUUUAUUCGAUUACCUUAAGUCAAUGUGUCACCAUCUUUAUCUUAAUUUCCUUCUGCAUGAAAUAUCGUAAAUAAUAAUAAUAAUAACAAUAAUAAUAAUAAAAAAUGGGAUGUAACAUUUUACAGGUUAGAGAAUCCGCCCAUCGCUCUCUACAAUUAGUUUCUUGUAUUCAUUGAAGCUGAACCUGUGCUCUGAUAGGAUUUAAUAGGUAGCUUUGCUACGUGUAAUUUGUCAUAUAUAAUGAGCCAAUUAUUGUUUUUACUCAUCAUGAAAGCAGACUCAUCUGGAAUACCUCUGGCCAUCUUGUAAGAAGAAUUCUAUUCACUAAACAGUCAGUUUUUGGUAACUUGACAAAAUAUUUGCAAAACUAUGGCCAAAUACAACACCGACAGGGUUAACUUGAAAGUGUGGAUUGUCUAGAAUUGUAAAAGUAUUCAAAUUGAAUGUAACAUUUUAGACCAGGUGCAGAUCAGAUUAAAUAUCCCAAAUUCAUCUUGGAUUAACUUGAAUUCCAACCCUUUGUGGAUAACUCUUUAAGCAGCGAAAUCUAGUAAACUGAAAAUUAAAUUGCAGAAUAUAGAGAAACGGUGUUUAGUAUAUAACACUCUCCCCACAAAAAAUCGCCAACUCCGUAGUGUAAGAUAUUUUUUGUUUGUUUAUUUUUUUUAAUUUUCAAAUGAUCACAAACUAAAAAAUAUAAUUCCCAUGGAUCUACUUUAACCAAACGAGCUACCUCUGAUAAUUUUACAACCAGCAUGAGUGCUUAAAGUAGUCUCAUAAAAUCUAUAUAAUAAAAAAAUAAUAAAAAAAAACAGCUAAAAAGCAGUUUAUAAGAAUAAUGUUAGAUUUUUUUCUACCUAGCAAUUAUAUAGUAAAUGUUGCAAGUCCUUUCUCAUCUCCCCACAAAUGGCUGUUUAGUAGAAAAACUCCAGAGUUUUGGAGCUGGGCUGUGGAUAAUUAGCCGAAUAAUUAGCCGAAAUAAAUUAAGAAGGAUUAGUUAUCUACAAUAAACACAUCAAAAUGGCUGUAGCAAAAUGAAAGCAGGAGAACCAACUUGUAAAUCGGUUUAUAUUACUCCGUGGAAGGACAGGGGGCAAAGUAUAAGUGCAUAUGCAAACCUGGUGUAAAGAUACUAUUCUUAAUAAAACAAACCAGUUAAGCUAAACGUGUUUGGUUACCAUUGUGAUGCAUAAAUCAGUUGUAUAGGUCUGAUCCAAUAGGACAUCCAUUUAACCUUAAGCCACAGUUAUGACAGAUUUUGCCAUAAAAAAAACAUUAUCAUAUAUUGAAUAUUGAAUAUUCCAGAUUAAACUUUGAAAAAAUAUCUUUAGAAAAUUAUGUCGAUUAUAUUUAAAAUGUUUCUGUAAGACAAAUUUGUUACAUUUUUAUAUCAUAUUUUGUGGGGAUGAUGUGCAUAAGAAUUUUAUAGAAAAAAUAUAAGGGAAAUUUCUGUUCUGCAUUCACACAGAUAAAGACAAGAAUCACACAAGUAAAAACGAGGACAGCAGCGCAGAUGACCCCUCCAAAAAGAAGAGGCAGCGCAGACAGAGGACACAUUUUACCAGCCAACAAUUGCAGGAGUUAGAGGCCACUUUUCAGAGAAACCGCUACCCAGACAUGUCCACCAGGGAGGAAAUAGCUGUGUGGACCAACCUCACGGAGGCAAGAGUCAGGGUAAGUACGACUACCAUCACAGCAAAAUAAAAAAAAUAUAAAAAAUAUCACGCUGUCUCCAAUAAUAAGGAAAACACACAAAACAUUAAUUUUUUAUUCUUGAAGCAACACAUAUAUUUAUUUAUUAACUUAUUUGUUUUUCAAGGUUAUUUGAUCGGAAAAUGAGUGGUGAGAGGGAAUAAAUUAAAAAGAACUCAAAAUCAUUUCAAUAAAAUAGAAAUAAGUAUAAAUUCCUAGUACAAAUAUAAACACACGAUAGAUGGAAGUUACUAGCGUGCUAAAACGUAAAUAUAAAAAGUCCCAUAGUAAAUAUACUAAAAAGUAUGAUGAACACAUUAUUGAAAAUUACAUUUACUUUCUAUAUAUAAUACAUAGGACCAUGUUGUUUUCCAUGUUUAUAUAUAUAUAUAUAUAUAUAUAUAUAUAUAUAUAUAUAUAUAUAUAUAUAUAUAUAUAUAUAUAUAUAUGUAUAUAUAUAUAUAUAGAUAUAUAGAUAUAUAGAUAUAGAUAUACACACACACACAAACACGAUCUUGUGUAUUUAAUUUAUUAUCUGCGCAUGUGUUCAAUGCAACAGCUAGCUAGCAGUGUAUUAAUAAAACACUUUCUGCUCAAGAUAAAUCGCUUUAUUUACAUCACCCAUCUGUGUUAAACUGCAGUUUCAUUUUCACUGCCACUCUGAAUAAACAAUACCAAGCAUUCUCAAUGUAAAAAAAGAAAGCGUAAUAAUAAUAAUUCAGCUAGUAAUAUUGUUAUAAGGACACAUGGGCGAAAAUAAAAAUGAGACCCGUGUUAAAGGCAGAGUUCGCGAAUUCAUAGCGCAUUAAUCCCGUUUUAUAUACUGCGGCUGCUGUGUUUCUAAACAUCUGGGGGACAAGUGGAAUUAAGUUCAUAAUUAUGCCAUACUGCAGCAUGUAAAAUGUCUUUAAAUUGUCUCUGGGGAAAAUCUAUGGGGAUUGUUUUGACCAUAUGUGAUAACUGAAUUUUACUGCUUGAAGCUGAUAUUUGCACUGGAACACAUGUUCAAAGGAGGGAUAUCACUGUGUCUGGUAAAUGAUAUUGCAGUAAAGCUAGACUCACUCUAAAUUAUACUGAACAAAACCCUAGUUUUGGGUUAACACAAUCUCUGCUAGAUAAGAUUUAUUAUGGACACCUAAAUUGGGACUUGGGAAGAAAAACAAAACAGCCUUGAACACAAUUUGUAAAGUUUAUGAGAUUGGCUGGAGGGGGUCAUUUGUCUCAGGGACAAGUUGUGUUCGCAAAUAUUAACACAGCAAAGACAGAGAGAAGUUGUAAAAAUGAAGACACAGGUAAACAUAUACAUCUACAAUCCUUUUCAAGUUAACUGUUAGUUAAACUUGGAGUCACCCCUAAUAAAGAGGAAAAAAAAAACCAAUAACAAUAGUUAAUUAUGCCCAAUCACCAAUGUUUUAAUAAUAAUUUAAUUUAACAAAUUCUUGUAAAAAACAUAAUGUAUUUGUGUGUGUGUGUGUGUGUAUGUAUAAAAUGUAUAAAUAUGUGUGUGUGUAUGUGUGUAUAAAAUGUAUAAAUAUACAUACACACACACACACACACGUGUAUGUGUGUAUGUAUAUAUGUGUGUGUGCGUGUGUUAAUUAAUAAUCCCCAAUCAUCAAUGUUUUAAUAAUAAUUACAUUUAAUAAAGUCUUGUAAGAACCAUAACGUGUGUGUAUAUUUCCACAUACAUACACAUUAUGGUAUAUAUAUGUAUAUAGCUUAAUGUGUGCGUGUGCAGACCUUUAAGUACCUUGGAUUACUAGUUAAUUUAAAAAGGAUAAAAAAAACAACAGCAAUUAAGGUAAUGCUAAUUACAGUGUCCAGCAAGCCCAGCAACUCAGUUUAAUCCUGAAACAUGAAAACCUUUCAUUAGUGGAGCCAAAUCAGGCAUUUUAUCAGGGCCUUGGUGAAGGUAUCUGCAGAGCUCAAAUUAGCAACAUUUUGGGAAUCCUAUGGGGUGCUGCCUUAUGUGCUUCUUGUCAAUGGAGUGAGAGGGAUUAAUGGUACAGUUAACACAGCGAUCUGUAAUGUACAACAUGAUUUGUGUAAACAAGGGAGACCCAGGGACUGCUCCAAUACACAAACUCUCCCUGCAGGGGGUGAUUGUCAAUUCAGACACCCAGAUGUGUAUUGGAGGUGAUUGGAGAUUGAUCCACAUUUUUUCAUUGUCUGGAAGGAGGGACUAAGUAUCUAAUUUAGCACAUAGUUAAAUGGCAAGUCUUUCCAACGAGCCAGAGGGAACAAGUUGGGUCAGAAAAUGCCUUUCAGUCACUGCAGAUUAGUGCCGGAGAGGCUCUCCAGAGAUUUCUUAUGUAGAUACAUUUGUUACAAUAUUGUGCGUGAAAACCAACUUGCUACAAAUGCAGCAGCAGAUAUGCAAUCCUAGCCAGACACAUUUACAAUGUACUGCACAUGAUCACCCAGCAGGCAAUAUGCAAUAUUAAUAAAUUAUAAAAAUCAGCUUAAGCAAUUGUUCCUAUAUUUACUGGUAUUUAAAUCUCUAUUUUUAUACAAUAGCAGUCUCACUAACUUUUUCUCUCUGUGUGUACAUGUGUAUAAAUAUUGACUGGAUAUAGAAAUAGUUCAUUUGCAACUAAAGUAUUUGACGCAGAAUUAUUUGACAGAUUGCUUUAUUUUCAUUAUUAUUUAUACAGACCCCACAAUGUCAUUUAUUCAGUGCACCAUGCACAUGUAAUCUAGGGACAGGGAAGAGAGUGAGGCGUUUUUGCAAACCCACCUUUGACUUUGAUAUUAUGAGAUACAGCUCUCCUCUGCUGGCUGGGCGUUGUGUGAGUGGUGCUGUAUAGCUUUGUUUUCUAACACUGGGGGUCUGAUACACCAAUGCUCAUCUUGAUUCUGUCCUUUUCCUGCAGGUGUGGUUCAAGAACCGCAGAGCCAAGUGGAGGAAGAGAGAGAGGAACCAGCAGGCAGAGCUGUGUAAGAAUGGCUUUGGCCCUCAGUUUAAUGGGCUCAUGCAGCCUUAUGAUGACAUGUACCCAGGCUACUCCUACAACAACUGGGCAGCCAAGGGCCUGACCUCGGCCUCCCUGUCUACCAAGAGCUUCCCUUUCUUCAACUCCAUGAAUGUUAACCCACUGUCCUCACAAAGCAUGUUUUCCUCACCCAACUCCAUCUCUUCCAUGAGCAUGUCUUCCAGCAUGGUGCCCUCUGCAGUCACUGGAGUGCCAGGCUCCAGCCUCAACAGCUUAAAUAACCUCAACAACUUGAGCAACCCCUCUCUGAAUUCAGCCGUGCCAACUUCAGCUUGCCCUUAUGCCCCUCCAACACCGCCCUAUGUCUACAGGGACACAUGUAACUCCAGCCUGGCAAGCCUUAGACUUAAAGCAAAACAGCACUCUAGUUUUGGAUAUGCCACUGUUCAAAAUCCAGGAUCCAAUUUAAGUGCGUGCCAGUAUGCCGUGGACAGACCCGUGUGAUAUAAAUACGUAUCAUAUAUAAAUAUAUAAAUAUAAAUACAUGCAUAUACAUACUAUAUGGGAAACUCCUUCUCCUGAGACUGAAACAUUGAAUAAAGAAUUGUCUGAGCACUAAAUAUGAGAGGGAAAGUCUGAACCUCAAAAAUCAGAUGGUUCUUUUGUUUUCAAAGGAGUCCAUGCAGAGAUAUCUUUGAAAGUAUUACCAACAGACACAGGACAUUGAAAAAAAAAUUAUAUAUAUGGACACAUAUUUGACUGGAUGUUACUACAAGCUUGUUAUUUUUUUUUUAUGUUUAGCAAUGUUAAAAAAGGACUGAAAGGAUGUAUAUAUUGAAAUGUCAAAUUAAUUUUAUAAAAACAGUUGAUAGUACACUUUACAGUGUUAAACGCAUUAGGCUUUACCAUAAAGCAUGUAAUGAAAGCGAAUGGGCCUGUCCUUUUCGUUUGCAAGCAUUGGGAAUGUAAAUAAAUAAAAUUCAACACUGUAUUUCUGGUCUAUUAGACACAUUGUGACUUCAGUUUAGAAUAGAAUCUCUGGUGAAUACUUUUUCCCACAAAACAAAAACAAUGUAAAAAGUUACCAUGUACAACAACAAUCUUUGACAGUGUUUUCAGCCAUAAAUUGUGUUAGUUGCUGGGUAUGAAUUUAGUAAAUAUGAAUGUACUUGGUCAACUGAUAUGAACACAGGGGGGAGUUUGCACACAACUCCUGAAGGAUCUACAAAAUUGUAUGAGCACAAUGCACCCACCCUUUAUCUAAGCAGCCCUUGGACUUUCCCUUGCAUCUACAAUUGUAGUUAUUUAUUUGUUUGGUUUCCAUAAUCUGGUUGAUAUAUAACCGAUCAAUCUGGUUGUAGAUUGAACUCUAAUGUAUUGUUUUAAAAUUAUUUGGCAAAGAAAAAAAAAAUAUUGAUGAUGAUGAUGCCGCUUCAACAAUAAAUGUAUCUCUUUCGGGAAAACAAAGCCAGUAGUCUCUUAAUUGAAUGAAAAUCGCACGUAUUCUUGAUUGCCUG